AUGCGAUUUGUUCGCAACCAUUACGGGUCGGGAAUUGUAAAGAAAGUAUCCGACGAUAUUGCAAAACCACAAUGUCCACAAGGCGAUGCAUACAAGGAUAAUCACGGGAAUUAUUUUAUUUGUUCUAAUUCUAAUACCAUAGAUACAUGUCCACCAAAUUAUGAAUGUCAUUUUGAUGGAUACUUAUGGGGUUGUUGUCCAACAAAGGAUUAUACAUGUUUGUUGCCAUUUAAUAAAGGUGUCACUUGUGAUAUUGGCUCAUCUUAUCGUUUUUUCUACAAUUCACAAAGACAAGAAUGUGAAAGUUUCCUGUAUAAUGGUUGUAGUGGAAAUUCGAAUAAUUUCCUAACAAAUGAACAGUGUGAAAAUUAUUGUGGUGAUAAUAACAGUUGUCCGAAUAGUGGUACCCCAAAAAGAAAUGAAUUUGGUAAAUGGAUAGAUUGUUCAUCAUGUCCAAGUACUCAUGAAUGUACAUCGCUUACUUCCAAUAACAGUGUCAUGAAUGGAUGUUGUCCAAAACGAGCAUAUAUUUGUUCGUUACCAUUGCAUCAAGGCAAUUCAUGUGGUAUGACAGCUGUCACACGUUUCUACUUCAAUGUAGCCAGAUUAAAUUGUAUCGAAUUUACCUAUAAUGGUUGUGGUGGUAAUUUGAAUAAUUUCGCAUCACUUGAUCAAUGCAACAACUUUUGCUUAUCAUCAGCAUGUCCAUCAGGCGAUAUUACAUAUAUAAACCCAAGUACACUUAUACCUUUAUCAUGCCGAACUGAUAUGACAAAUAGUUGUCCCAAUAAUUUUACCUGUACCUAUGAUGAACUUUUUGGAAGAAAUGUAUGUUGUGGUGCAACAAAUAUGGAAGUUUGUCCAAAUGAUGAAAAAGCAUAUAUGAAUACUUUUAAUAUGAGUGUUCAUGAAUGCUUAAUAAAUAUUAGCAAUUCAUGUCCCAAUUAUUACCUGUGUCGUUUUCAUUUUCAAACAAAUCGUUACUAUUGUUGUACAUCUAUCAAUGGAGAAUUAUGUCCAAGAGGUAAAGCACUUUACAAAGAUCAAUCUUCAAACUUACCUAUUCGUUGUAUAAUAAGCAGUGAAAGUAAUCAAUGUCCACAAGGGUAUAGUUGCUUGUCCGAAAUUCCAGGAGCUGUACAGGGUUAUUGUUGUUCAUCGAAUUACUUAUGUCCAAAUCGUGCAAGAUUUUACACCGAAACCAUCAGUGGAAUGCCACGUUCAUGUCAACUCAGUUCACCAUUUGUCACUUGUCCCAUUGGCUAUACAUGUCAGAGUACACAAACCGAAUUUACAACUGGUUAUUGUUGCGAAAAUGAUAAUGCAUCAAUAGUUUCCGAUGGUUGUCCACCAAAAAAAUACGUUUAUAUGAGAGAUAAUCAAGUGAUAUCAUGUGAUCCGUUCAAUUCAACAGCAAAUGCUUGUCCAAUUGGAUACUCUUGCCAAUGGUCAUUUCCAAAACAACGUUAUCAGUGCUGUGGAGAGAAAUUGAUACUUGGUUAUAAAAUAACUAAAACUUGUCCAGAAGGUGAAGUGCUAAUAGCAGGUGAAUGUUUGGAACAAGUUGAACCAGGUGAUCUUUGUGUAGACGACAAACAAUGCUUAGGUGGUUCGAUAUGUAAAGAAGGCAUUUGUGAAUGUCACAGCGGUCAUGUCAUUUACCGUGGAAAAUGUAUUGUAAAAGUAGCAAAAGCUGUAAUAAAAUGUUCGAUUACAAGUCAAGUACCAUAUCGUGAGAAAGGGUCCAACAAGGUGCGAUAUUGUUCAAUCUCGAAGAAUAAUUGCCCAAAAGGAUACAGUUGUCAGUACAGUCGCGAUGCUGAACGAAAUAUCUGUUGUGGUCAUUCAAGUACCAGUAUUACUGGUAGAAGAAGUAGUAGUAAACCAACAAAUGCUCGAAGACGUCUAAAGGUUAUCACUGAUGUUUGCGAAAAUGGCAUACCGUAUAUCCUGAAGGAAAUGCCACAAACCUGUACUGCAAUACCUUGCCCGACUGGGUUCGACUAUAUACAACAUGAUGAUUGUCCUUCCGGAACAGCACUUCUUUUUCCAGCAACUGGAACACCAUUACAGUGUGACAGUGCAAAACAAAGUUCGUGUCCUAGCGGUUACCGUUGUCUUAGGACUAUCAAAAAUAGCGGAUAUCAGUGCUGCACCUUACCUGCUUUCCAUUCACUCAAGGAAGAAUUUGCAGUUUAUAAUCCUAUUUCAAGGUUCUACGAAACCUGGAUCAAUGCGAUACCUUGUCCAGGUAAUCAAGUUCAAGUGAAACGGUUAGUGAAUGGUCAAUAUUUAGACUUUUGUGAAGAUCGUUGUCCAGCUCAUCAAAUUCCAGUUAAUGGUUUUUGUAAAAGUCAAGCCGAAUUUCCUAUAGAAAUGAAAUGAAGUCAAGAACAUCGCCAUGAUUACUCGAAGGCAUGCGUUUGACGUUCUCAUCACCACUUAUAAACAUUCCAAUUCCUAAUCCUACUAACAAUUGAUACU
This is a messenger RNA of Loa loa (African eye worm), 2484 nucleotides long. RefSeq lists its product as hypothetical. The record is from RefSeq and is a predicted model, not a curated record. Gene Ontology annotation, molecular function: serine-type endopeptidase inhibitor activity. Bases 1 to 2385 code for a protein of 794 amino acids. Lineage: Eukaryota; Metazoa; Nematoda; Chromadorea; Rhabditida; Onchocercidae. The transcript has 12 exons.